Arxiozyma heterogenica is the source of this 1104-nucleotide messenger RNA. It is a transcript of the gene MME1, whose product is annotated as Mme1p. Gene Ontology annotation, molecular function: magnesium ion transmembrane transporter activity. Lineage: Eukaryota; Fungi; Ascomycota; Saccharomycetes; Saccharomycetales; Saccharomycetaceae. The transcript has a single exon. The coding region runs from base 1 to 1104 and encodes 367 amino acids. Gene Ontology annotation, biological process: magnesium ion export from mitochondrion. The record is from RefSeq and is a predicted model, not a curated record.
AUGUGGAGUUUUAUAUCAUCAAUACCGUUUACCCACGAUGGAAAUAAUACUACAGACUCAUUUUUAUCAAAACAUUUCGGAGGCGAUACCUCAUCACCAUCUGAAGAGGAUGAUGGCAAUAAUGAUGAAGAUAACAGUAUGAUAAUUGAAAACAAACAAAAUCCAAUAUGGCAAUGCUCUUUAGCAGGUGGUCUUGGUGGUGUUAUUGGUGAUUCUGUUAUGCAUAGUUUAGACACAGUCAAAACAAGACAACAAGGUGCACCUAAUAUUACCAAAUAUAGAAAUAUGUGGCAAGCAUAUCGAACAAUUUAUUUAGAAGAAGGUAUUUGUAGAGGUCUGUACAGUGGAUACACUGCUGCAAUGCUGGGAUCUUUACCCAGUGCAGCUGUUUUCUUUGGAUCCUAUGAAUACACAAAAAGACUACUUAUUGAUCAAUGGAAUUUAAAUGAUUCGUUUUCACAUUUGACUGCUGGUUUUAUAGGUGAUUUUGUUUCGAGUAUAGUAUAUGUUCCUUCUGAGGUAUUGAAGAGCCGUUUACAAUUACAAGGUAGAUACAACAACCCAAGCUUUAAUUCCGGUUACAAUUACAAAAAUUUGAGAGAUGCAAUACAAACAAUAAUAAAACAGGAAGGUUGGAGUGCAUUGUAUUUCGGUUAUAAAGCUACAUUAGUAAGAGACUUACCAUUCAGUGCUUUGCAGUUUGCAUUUUAUGAAAAAUUUCGUCAAUGGGCAUUUAUAUUAGAGGGAAAACUUGCGCAUAAACAUGACUUAUCUAUUGCCAAUGAAAUUCUUACAGGUGCUUGUGCAGGUGGUCUUGCUGGUAUAAUUACAACACCAUUAGAUGUUAUUAAGACAAGAUUACAGACACAACAACCUUCUACUAUCAAUGAUAGAGCUAAAACUUCCCCCUCUGUUUUAACUAAUUCAAUAUGUAAAAGUUUACAAUUGGUUUAUAUGAAGGAAGGUAUAUGGAAUCUUUUCAAUGGAAUGGGUCCCAGAUUUGUGUGGACUAGUGUACAAUCUAGUAUAAUGUUGCUAUUGUAUCAAGUAACACUUAAAGUACUAAAUCGAACACAAUAUUAUAGUAGUAAAAAUUCUACUUGA